AUGUGCGGGCACACCAGAUUAGAUAGGAUUCAGAAUGAAGUUAUUCUGGACAAGGUGGGUGUGGCCACUAUUGAGGACAGGAUGCGGGAAGCACAACUUAGAUGGUUUGGACAUGUUAAAUCAAAACUUGAAAUUCUUGGCUCUUAUGCUGAUGCUACUGAAGGACUACUAACACACGGAUGGAUAACGAAGAUUGAAAACCACGGUUGCUUUGUCCGCUUUUACAAUGGAGUACAAGGAUUUGCCCCUAGAUCUGAACUUGGACUAGAUCCGUGCUGUGAGAUAAGUUCCAUGUAUCACGUAGAACAAGUGGUGAAAUGUAGAGUUACCAGUUCUAAUCCGGCUUCACGACGUAUUAACCUCAGUUUGACAACAACACCCUCAAGGGUAUCUAGCAAUGAACUGGUCAAACCAGGAAAGGUUGUUUCCGGAGUGGUUGAGCGAGUAACUGCCGAUGCAGUUGUCGUAGAUGUUACUGCUCAGGGUCAUUUUAAGGGCACAAUCUCUCCUCAACACUUGGCUGAUCACACUGGCCAUGCUGAGUUGAUGAAGUCUGCCUUGAGGCCUGGGUAUGAGUUUGAUCAGCUUUUGGUUCUUGAUGUUGAGGGCAGCAAUUUAAUACUCUCUGCAAAACAUUCUCUUGCGACAUCAGCUCAGCAGCUUCCGCUGGAUGUUAGUCAAGUCCAUCUUAACUCUGUGCUGCAUGGGUAUAUUUGUAAUAUAAUUGAAAGUGGAGUCUUCAUUCGCUACCUUGGUCGUUUGACUGGUUUUUCUCCAAGGAACAGGGCUACUGAUGACAGAAGAUCUAGUCUUUCUGAAGUUUACCAGAUUGGACAGUCUGUCCGCUCUAACGUAGUUGAUGUUAGCAGUGAAACAAAUCGAAUUACAGUUUCUUUGAAGCAGUCGUCCUGCUCUUCAACAGAUGCAUCCUUUAUUCAAGAAUACUUCCUUGCGGAGGAGAAGAUUGCAAAGCUGCAGUCGGUGGACUCUGGAAGUUCUGAUUUAAGAUGGGUGGAAGAAUUUAAUCUUGGCAGCACUGUGAAGGGAAAAGUUCAUGAAAUAAAGGAAUUUGGUGUUGUAGUAAGCUUUCAGAAAUAUGAUGAUGUUUUUGGUUUUAUCUCCCACUAUCAGUUAGGUGGAAUCUCUGUGGAGACUGGCUCAAGUAUUCAGACCGCGGUACUUGAUGUUUCCAAGAUAGAACGCCUAGUGGAUCUGUCUUUGAAGCCAGCUUUUGUGAAUAAAUCAAAGAAAGAGACCACCAAUAAUCAAGCCCCGAAGAAACGCAAGAGGGAAGCACUUGGGGAAUUGGAAGUAAAUCAAACUGUAAAUGCAGUUGUGGAGAUUGUUAAAGAAAAUUACUUGGUGGUUUCACUACCAUCAUAUAAUAACACUCUUGGAUAUGCAUCACGGGCUGAUUACAACACUCAAAAUCUACCCCCUAAAUCAUUUGCCAAUGGAGAGAGUGUCAUUGCCACUGUUAUGGCCAUUCCCUCUCCUUCAACUAGUGGAAGAUUGCUGCUGCUGCUUAAAUCUAUUAGUGAAGCUAUUGAAACGUCGAGUUCCAAGAGGGCUAAAAAGAAAUCUAGUUAUAAUGCUGGAUCACUGGUUCAGGCGGAGAUUACUGAAAUAAGGCCACUUGAAUUGAGACUGAAAUUUGGGUCCGGUUUCCAUGGGAGGGUGCACAUAACGGAGGCAUCAGAUGACAAUCAUGCUGAAGCUCCAUUCAGUAACUUCAGAUUUGGGCAGACUCUUACUGCAAGGAUUAUUUCAAAGUUCAAUAUGUCAGAAAGUAUUAAGAGAGGCUAUCAGUGGGAGCUAUCCAUUAAACCAUCCACACUUGCAGGAUCUGGUGAAGUUGAACCCGUUGAGGAAUUCAAUUAUUCAACCGGCCAACACGUUACUGGCUUUGUGUACAAAGUUGACAAAGAAUGGGCUUGGCUAACGAUAUCUCGAGAUGUUAAGGCCCAGCUGCACGUCUUAGAUAGCUCAAGUGAGCCUAGUGAGCUAGAUGAAUUUCAGAAAAGGUUCUCUAUCGGCAGGUCUUUUUCCGCUUAUGUUUUAAGUGCUAAUAAGGAGAAGAAGUUGGUGCGCUUGAUUUCACGACCGCUGUUAGUUGACGUGGAAAGAUCUGCCCGUCAAAAAGAUGGCCCCCCUGAUCAUUCAAGUGAAAGUAUGGCAUUUCAUAUUCGUGAAGGCAGUGUUUUGGGUGGCAGGAUUUCCAAAAUCCUUCCAGGUGUUGGUGGGUUGCUUGUUCAGAUUGAUCCUCACCUAUAUGGUAAGGUUCAUUUCACUGAACUGACAGAUCCAGGGGUUGCUGAUCCGCUGUCUGGAUAUCAUGAAGGACAAUUUGUAAAGUGCAAAGUUCUGGAGACUACUCAUUCAGGCAAGGGCACUGUUCAUAUUGACCUCUCGCUGCAGUCUAUUUCACACAGAACCCAGGAUCAGAAGCUUGCUGUAAACAAUGACACUGUGAAUUUUCCUGGAUUGGUGGAGAAGAUAGAGGAUCUUCGUCCAAAUAUGGCGGUGCAGGCAUAUGUGAAAAAUGUUACACCGAAAGGAUGUUUCGUAAUGCUUUCACGCAAAGUUGAUGCAAAAGUUCUUCUCUCAAACUUGUCUGAUGGCUACGUUGAAAACCCGGAGAAAGAAUUCCCUGUUGGGAAACUUGUCGUUGGCAAGGUGGUGUCGGUGGAACCAUUGUCUAAGCGAGUUGAAGUCACUCUAAGGACAUCAAGUGCAGGCGGUGCUUCCAAGUCUGAUAAAGAUGCUCUAAGUAAUUUGACUGUUGGGGAUGUCAUAUCUGGCAGAGUUAAGCGAGUUGAACCGUAUGGCUUGUUUAUCAUAGUUGAUCAGACAAACAUGGUUGGAUUGUGCCAUGUUUCAGAGAUUUCUGACGAUCAUGUCAACAAUAUUGACUCUAGAUACAAAGCUGGAGAUAGAGUGAGGGCAAAGAUUUUGAAGGUGGAUAAGGAAAGACAUAGAAUAUCACUUGGGAUGAAGAAUUCAUAUUUUAAUGAUGCUACAAGUGGUGAAACAAAUACAAGGCACAGUUCUGGUUAUGCAGUGGAAGGAAAUGCUCUUUCCAGAGGUAUCGAGUCAACUCCUUCACCUGAGAGGAGCUCCCAAGAACGGGAGAAUCUUGACGGUGAAUCUGUAGAUGGGACGGACCUGUUCCUUGCUGAAGUUGAAUCUCGGGCAUCAGUACCACCAUUGGAGGUCCCACUUGAUGAUAUAGAAAAUUUGGAUGUGGGCGAUGUAGUUAAUCAAGACUCAGGUGAUGCUAGCAAUUUAGAUACUUCAGAUGAAAAGAACAAGAAACUUGCAGCAAAGAAAGCUAAAAGAUUGAGGGAGCAAGAAAUUAGAGCUGCUGAGGAAAGAUUACUAGAAAAAGAUAUUCCCAGAGAUGAAGAUGAGUUUGAGAAAUUAGUUAGAAGUUCCCCAAAUAGCAGCUUUGUCUGGAUAAAAUACAUGGCAUUUGUGCUGUCUUUGGCUGAUGUUGAGAAGGCACGCUCAAUUGCUGAACGGGCUUUGAGGACAAUAAACGUUCGAGAAGAGUCAGAGAAGCUGAAUGUUUGGGUUGCCUACUUUAAUUUAGAAAAUGAGUAUGGAAAUCCCCCACAGGAAGCUGUUGCAAAAGUGUUCCAAAGAGCAUUGCAGUAUUGUGAUCCCAAAAAGGUGCAUCUGGCCUUGCUAGGAAUGUAUGAGAGGACCGAGCAACACACACUCUCAGAUGAACUGCUUAACAAGAUGGUUAAGAAGUUCAAGCAUUCAUGCAAGGUUUGGCUCAGGCGGGUUCAAUGGCUAUUGAAACAAAGCCAAGAUGGAGUCCAGUCAGUGGUGAAUCGUGCUUUACUAAGUCUUCCUCCGCACAAGCAUAUUAAGUUUAUUUCACAGACAGCUAUUCUAGAGUUCAAGUGUGGGGUUCCUGACAGGGGUCGCUCCUUGUUUGAGAAAAUGCUUCGCGAGUAUCCCAAGAGAACUGACUUGUGGAGUGUUUAUCUUGAUCAAGAGAUUCGACUAGGAGAUGCGGAUGUGAUCCGUGCUUUAUUUGAAAGGGCAAUUACUCUUAGCCUUCCACCCAAAAAGAUGAAGUUCCUUUUUAAGAAGUAUCUUGAGUAUGAGAAGACGCUUGGUGAUGUCGAUCGUAUGGAGGCUGUGAAAAGAAAAGCAAUGGAAUAUGUUGAGAGCACUCUUGCUUAAUUAAACCAGCAGUCAUGUAGAUCUGAAUAUCAAGUAUAUGAGUCGUCGAUCAGUGCCGGAGAAGAGAUGUUCAUGGCAUGGCCUUGAAUUCUGUCCAUUGGUUGAAAUUCAGAGAUUUCCUUGAGGUUGAAAUUGUCUGAUUCUCAUGCAUUUUCGACAUACAAGCGCGACAAACAGUGGUUAGGUACUGCUGGAAGUAACGUUCCCAUCAGUAUAACCAACUUCUCUUGUAGGACCCACAAUUCAUCGAUUGAAAUACAGCAGUUAGGAGAUUGACAUGCAACAUGCUAGACAGCAGAGAAGCAUGUGUUCGUGCUGAUUUUCAAAAUGUCACACUAAUUUUGCAACUUAUAUAGGAAAAUUUUGGAACACUGAGGAAUUGUGGUGUAAAGAGAAUCUUAGUUUUAUGCAAGAGGAAUAUGCAAUUGUGUAGGUGCUUGUAUAAUUAUCAAUAUGAUUCAUGAUAAAAUUACUCAUUGUAUGGCAUAUUAACGUUAAAAUAUUUUGUGGGCAAUGCCAGUAAACAACUGUUGAUUCAUUGCCAUUUCCAGUUUAUAAAAGCUAAAAGCACGACAGUAUCUUUCA
Molecule: messenger RNA, 4782 nt
Organism: Nicotiana attenuata
Lineage: Eukaryota; Viridiplantae; Streptophyta; Magnoliopsida; Solanales; Solanaceae
Product: rRNA biogenesis protein RRP5
Exons: 28
Coding region: 1-4197 (1398 amino acids)
Biological process (GO): rRNA processing
Cellular component (GO): nucleolus; small-subunit processome; nucleus
Molecular function (GO): protein binding; RNA binding
Source: RefSeq, a predicted model, not a curated record